Neodiprion virginianus is the source of this 1464-nucleotide messenger RNA. Its product is annotated as carbohydrate sulfotransferase 3-like. The record is from RefSeq and is a predicted model, not a curated record. Lineage: Eukaryota; Metazoa; Arthropoda; Insecta; Hymenoptera; Diprionidae. The transcript is spliced from 5 exons. Gene Ontology annotation, molecular function: N-acetylglucosamine 6-O-sulfotransferase activity. The annotation marks the transcript as partial. Gene Ontology annotation, biological process: sulfur compound metabolic process; N-acetylglucosamine metabolic process.
UCUGAGUCAAAGGAAAUCGAAAAAAUCCUUGAUAUGCAGAGAGAAUUGAUCAGAAAAGAUAUGCAGGGCUACGAAUAUCCCAAUGGCAAAUAUAAUAUCAGUGCCAGCAAACUUGAGGAUUUGGUGAUGGAAAAGAAAGGAACACCGAUCAGAAGUAUAAUUGUAACAACGUGGCGAAGCGGAAGCACAUUUUUCGGCGAUAUUCUUAACGCAAAUCCGGCAAAUUAUUAUCACUAUGAACCGCUGCUGCCUUUCGACAUCGUUCGAGUCCGAGGUCCUCCCUUGUCUUCGAAGGCUUUGAAGUGGGUCAAGGAUUUGCUCAACUGCGAAUACGAAGACCUAGGUGAAUAUAUCGACUACGGAAAACCACACCCGUGGGUUUUUAAUCACAAUACGAAUUUGUGGGAGCAGUGUGGACAUCACAAAGGGGUCUGCUAUGACCACAAAUUUCUCAGCUCGAUGUGCAAGCUCUUUCCAUUCCAAUCGAUGAAACUUGUACGAAUGAGGUUACGAAUCGCACAGGAGCUUCUUGCGGAUGAAAAAUUAGCCGUACGCAUAGUGCUGUUGGUGAGAGAUCCUCGAGGGAUUCUCCAGUCGAGAAAACAUCGUGCCUUUUGUCCACCAAGUCCUGAUUGUUCCGAUCCAGCUUUGACGUGCGCGGAUCUUGUCUCAGAUUACAAAGUUGCUGUUGAACUGCUGAAGAAAUACCCAACUAGAUUCAAGGUGAUACGAUACGAAGAACUUUCCCUGGAUCCGUACAAACAGGCCGAAGAACUUUACAAGUUUUACGGACUCUUCUUUCAUCCGGAAACGAAAAAAUAUCUCGAUACUCAUACAAAAACCAAUAAGGAAGUAUGGAGUACAUUUCGAGAUUCAAAAACUGCUCCGUUUCAUUGGAGAACGGAGUUAACAUUUGAAGAAGUAGAAGAAAUACAAGAAUCCUGCACCACUGCAAUGAAAUACUGGGGUUACGUUCCGGCAAUGAACGCUUCUCAUCAAAAGGAAUUCAACCCUGUUACAAACUACGUAUUAAAAUUGUAACGAAUUUUUUUUACUCACCCGCAGAGAUUUUCAAAAAUUUCAACGCUGUCCAAUUUCUAUAAGAUGGGAUUCGAAGGGAUCACGAGUGGAAAUAUAUUUCAAAUAGUGAUGAACGCAUUUUACUUACAACAACUUGUAGUACUGCGUAACGAAGUGUUGAACAGUUUUGUGAACUCUUAUCUUAUUGCAAUUGGUUACAUGAUAUGGUAUUUAUAUAAAUUCGAAAGAUUCUUCAACUUCCACAUCUACAUUUUUCAUUUUACUUUUAUUGCCGUCACAGAUAUCUUAUUCUCGAGGGCUUUUCCAAGUAGAUAGAAUAAACACUCACGAAUACGUGCACUUCCCUUUUCGAAUAUCGCGGAAGAUUAAAAACUUAUCAUCCCUGCAAUAAUCACAUGCAUUGCAAACCAUUCUUUCUACACU